Enhydra lutris kenyoni (northern sea otter) is the source of this 2172-nucleotide messenger RNA. Its product is annotated as solute carrier organic anion transporter family member 1A2. Bases 1 to 2013 code for a protein of 670 amino acids. NCBI's taxonomy places the organism in Eukaryota, Metazoa, Chordata, Mammalia, Carnivora, Mustelidae. Gene Ontology annotation, molecular function: protein binding; bile acid transmembrane transporter activity. The transcript is spliced from 14 exons. Gene Ontology annotation, cellular component: membrane. Gene Ontology annotation, biological process: transmembrane transport; sodium-independent organic anion transport; bile acid and bile salt transport. The record is from RefSeq and is a predicted model, not a curated record.
AUGGCAGAAAUUGAGAAAAGAAUUGAAACCCAUAGAAUAAGAUGUCUUUCCAAGUUGAAGAUGUUUCUUCUGGCAAUAACAUGUGCAUUUGUGUCCAAAACACUCUCUGGAUCUUAUAUGAAUUCCAUGCUCACACAAAUAGAGAGACAAUUCAACAUCCCUACAUCUCUAGUCGGAUUUAUUAAUGGGAGCUUUGAGAUUGGAAAUCUUUUGUUGAUUAUAUUUGUGAGUUAUUUUGGAACCAAAUUACAUAGACCUAUACUGAUUGGUGUCGGAUGUGUGGUUAUGGGCCUAGGGUGUUUCUUGCAAUCUCUACCUCAUUUCCUCAUGGACCGAUAUGAAUAUGAAUCUACAGUUUCAGUUUCAGGCAAUUUGUCCUCAAACAGUUUCUUGUGUAUGGAAAAUGGAACCCAGAUUUUCAGACCAACAGAAGAUCCAUCAGACUGUGUGAAAGAAGUGAAAUCAUUAAUGUGGGUGUAUGUACUAGUAGGAAAUAUCAUACGUGGAAUUGGCGAAACUCCCAUCAUGCCUUUGGGUAUUUCCUACAUAGAAGAUUUUGCCAAAUCUGAAAACUCUCCUUUAUAUAUUGGGUUUGUAGAAACAGGAGCUAUCAUUGGUCCUUUGAUUGGACUUUUGUUAGCAUCAUUCUAUGCAAAUGUUUAUGUUGACACUGGAUCUGUGAACACAGAUGAUCUGACCAUAACUCCCACUGAUACUCGUUGGGUUGGUGCAUGGUGGUUUGGCUUUUUGAUUUGUGCAGGAGUGAAUGUGCUCACUGCCGUUCCUUUUUUCUUUCUGCCCAAAACGCUUCCAAAGGAAGGACUAAAGAAUAAUGAAGACAUCAUUAAAAAUGAGAAAGAAGAGAAACAAAGCAAAAAAGUCAAGAAGGAAAAGGAUGGAAUCACUAAAGAUUUUUUACCAUUCAUGAAAAGUCUUUUAUGCAACCCAAUUUAUAUGCUUUUCAUACUAAUUAGCAUUGUACAGUUCAAUGCAUUUGUUAAUAUGUUCACCUUCAUGCCUAAAUAUCUGGAACAGCAAUAUGGAAAAUCAUCUUCAGAUGCAAUCUUUCUAAUUGGCAUUUAUAACUUACCUCCAAUAUGCAUUGGAUAUAUAGCUGGUGGUUUAAUUAUGAAGAAGUUCAAGAUUACUGUCAAACAAGCUGCCCACAUAGGAUGUUGGUUAUCUUUAAUUGAGUAUCUUCUCCAUUUUUUGUGUUUUCUCAUGAUCUGUGAUAAUUCUUCAGUUGCUGGCAUAACCACCACUUAUAAAGGAAUGCAACAAGAUUUAUAUGUGGGAAAUACCAUCCUUGCUGAUUGUAACAGGGAUUGCAACUGUCCAACUAAAACAUGGGACCCUGUGUGUGGAAACAAUGGUGUGUCAUAUAUGUCAGCUUGUCUUGCUGGUUGUGAGACAUCUGUUGGAGCAGGAAUAAAUAUGGUAUUCCAAAAUUGUAGCUGCAUUCAAACGUCAGGAAAUUCAUCUGCAGUUCUUGGACUGUGUGACAAAGGACAUGACUGUUCCAUGAUGCUUCAGUACUUUUUAAUCUUGUCAGCAGUUGGCAGUUUUAUUUAUUCUUUAUCUGCCAUACCUGGAUAUAUGGUUCUCCUAAGGUGCAUCAAGCCUGAAGAGAAGUCUCUUGGUGUGGGGUUACAUACAUUUUGCACAAGAGUAUUUGCUGGAAUUCCUGCACCUAUAUAUUUUGGAGCUUUAGUGGAUUCCACAUGUUUACACUGGGGAAUUUUGAAAUGUGGUGAGUCAGGGGCAUGCAGGAUAUAUGAUUCUACCAACUUCAGAUACAUCUAUCUUGGCUUGCCAUCAGCUCUAAGAGGAAUAAGCUAUAUUCCAGCCUUUUUAAUCCUAAUUAUUUUGAAGAAACGUCGUCUACCUGGUGAAAAUGUCUCUUCAGGAACUGUGCUUAUAGAGGCAAAAGUUGCAGGGAAGGAAAAUGAGUGCAAAGAUAUGCACCAAAAUUCCAAAGUCUUGAAUGAUGAUGAAUUGAAAACUAAACUGUGAUGCCCUAUUAUAUCAUGUUUCCCAGAGUUGGAGAAUUCACUACAACUUAAUUGUUUUUAAAAUCAAUAGGGAUACAGAGGGUAACUUUUUCUUAUCUUUAUGAACCUCAAGUUUUGGUGUCUUUUGUUGUUGUUGAUGUUGUUGUUGUUUUUGCUCAAG